AUGAACGACGAAUAGCAAUUGUCAAAUAAAAACACAGAUCGAAAGCAAUAGCAUUCUAAUAAUCAUAAUUAUAAUCAAAAUAAUCCACUUUCAGACUCCUCAUAUUCUAGAGAGAGUAACGAUAACAUCAUUGAAGACUAGCAAAUAAUUUCUCAGGAAUCAAGAUCUCGGACAUCGAGUGAAAAUCGAAUUGAAAUUGAAGAUUGCCAAAAUUAUUCAUAUCAGAAAAACAGAAUAUUAGACACAGAGGAUAACCAGCAAUUUCUUUAAUCGUCACUUAAAUCUGAUUUAAACUGCUUAAAGUAUAUAUCUCAAUAGGAAGAUCUGGAAGGAGAAUAUUAGGAAGAACCAGAGUUAGAGGAAUAAAGAAAUGAUGGGUACAAUUUAGUUAUGAAUCUUUCAUAGAAGCAAUACUUCAGCGAAGCUUCUCUAUCGCCUGAAAAGCCAGUUAUUACUGAAAAUCUUUCUGCUGCCAAAUAAUUAUAAUUCAAUUAAUCUAAGAAAGAUGAACUCGAGGAUAUAUUUAAAAACAGCAAUUUAUUUGUUGGAUGCAUAGUAAGAGCUCCUAAAAAGGAAAUGAUAAAUAAAGAAUAAACACAACGGACUGGAAGACAUUAAUAGCCGUCUGGGAUGGGAAGCAGAAGUAGUUCAUUUGUUUAAAAAUAGAAAAGUUAAUUGGAUUUAAGGUGCCUUGAAGCUAAGGAAGUUAAGUAAAGAUAUACAAAUUUAUUUACAACUCAAAAGUAAUCAAGAUAUCUGUUCAAUUCAAAAGCCUACGUUCACAAAGAUGUUCUUAAACAAAUCCUACCAAACUAAAAAUCUAUACCAUACUUUAUGACUCUAAAUGAUAAUCCUUCUGAUUUCAAGACUUUUCUCUAUGAUACUUGUAUUAAUGAGGAUUAAGGGCAUAACAUAAGAGGCUUGACAAAAUAAAUUAACAAUUUUUUCCAUAAUGAACAGAAAACUUAAAAUUUGAAUCAGUAGAUUAACAACUAUUCAAACCUUGAUAAUGAAAAGGCAAAUGAUUUGUUCUUUCUAUUUGGCUAGAAUUCAUCAUUCAAGAGUGAUUUAUUCAACCCAAUCGAUCCAGAUUCUCUUAUUUCGAAAUGCGUUAGUGAGUUAAAAGAUCCAAUUAAAUUCCUAAGAGUUAGUAUGUUCUAUCUUGAUUUGGAGUACACUCUUAUUUAAAAAUCUUACUAAGGAUAAACCAACUCUUAAGUUAAUUAAGAAUUUUGGUAUGAUUUAAGGUAAUCUUAACGAACAAGAUAAUCUAUUGUUAAAAAAAUUAUAACAAAUAAGUAAAUUGACAAUACUAAAGAUAACAUUAAAUAUGGAUCUCAUCUGAUAAUCUAAGUUAAUAACCUAAUCUUUAUUGACCUUGGAGGUAUUGAAUGUUUGAAUCAAUCAGGUAGCACAUUAAUUGUUUAGAAUUUGACAAUGAACUUUAGCUCAGUUACUAAUGAAAUUCUUAAGUUAUCAUAGUAUUAUCAAAAUCAUAGAUUUUAAAUUUCUGAAGAGCAGGAAAGUUCCCCAUUCAAUUAAUACCUACGCUAAUAUAUUAGCUAGGAAUCAAAAGUUGCUUUAUUAUGCAGUGUAUCACCAAAAAGAGAACUCUAAUAAUAGACUUUGAUAGCCCUUGACUAUUGCCAAAAAAUAAAAUCAUAUUUUAACGGUAUAUCUGAGAAUGAUUUAUAAACACACCUCGCUGAAAAUAUAUUUAAGACUUAGGAUGAGCUUCCAAUACAUUAAGUCGAAAUGGGAUAACUUUUAUUGAUCAUCAAUAAAGUUUAAAUGAGAUUAGUCAAGAAAAAUAAAAUGAACUCAAAGAAAAUCUAAAAGUAUAAACUUACUCUUGAGAAAAUUUAGCUGAAAAUAGAUGAUGUGAAGGGAAACAUUAUUAAUGUUGGAGAAUUCGACCAAUGCUUAAUAAAUGAAUUGCAUUCCUAAAUGACUGAAUGCUACAAACUUGUAAAAGAACAGUAAGGUUUACAAUAGCAAAAAUCGCCUAUCAAUAUAAGCAAUUAUUAAAGCAAUUCGAGAUAGGCUAUUUCAGCAACCAGAUAGAAAUCUGUACUUAGUUAGCAUUCUGCUUACAAAAGCUUUAGAGAUUCAUAUGUGAGCAGUUAAUAAGCUAAGAAAUCAGGAAAAAAGGGAGGGAGAAGUACUUAAAGAUCUAAGAAAUAAAUGUAGAGAUCAGCUUCUAGAUCUAUAAGGCAAAGUAUAAGUAGCAAUAAAUUACUAUCCCCUUUAGCAACAGACAAACUUCAGCCAAAAGAAUAAGAACAACUUAUUGAGCAAGCAAAGAUUAAUAGAAACUAAAACAUAUAAUGCUAGAUUAUUGAUAAAGAUGAAUCUGCAUAUCAUUAAGUGAUUUCUGGAAAUGCCUCUCCUGUAGACCAAAUUUAACAAAGAGACACUCCAUAGUUUUAAGAUGAUUAAUAAUUUUAAAGCAGCAGUCUUUAUCUUAAAACAUCUGGAGUGUCAUCAAAUUAUACAAGUCAAAAGAGAUUAUUUUCGAUAGGUAGAAUUCAAGAUAUGAACAAAUUUAAUAGUUAGUUUAGCUCAAUUAUUUAACCAAAAGGUAGUCUCUAUUGCAAUACUGAUUAAUCUAUUGAAGUGAAAGAGGAAGUAUUGCUCUCUAAUAUUGCUGAAUUUGAUAAAGAAAAUGAUUUAAAUUAGACUAUUAAUGUCAUUUAAGGCAAGCUAAAGUAGGCUUUAACAGAGAAUGAAUCUUUAAGAAAUCUUAAAAUCAUCUAUGAGAAACAGAUACAGCAGUUCUAAAAUUAAUCCAAAGCAUCUAAUGCUAACAAUUCCAAAAAUAUUGAUAAUAAAAAGUAGUUGAAGGAUUCAAAGUAAAAAAUUGGUGAUCUUUAAUCAUAACUUAAACUAAAAGACUAAUAAAUACUAAAAUUGAAAGAAAAGCAGGAUAAAUUAAUUGAUACUUCCAAAGAAUCUAAGGACUUAGAGAUUGAUAAAUUGAAAAGAGAGCUUUAGCAAGUAAAAGAGGAUAGAGACCAGAAGUAGAAUCUAAAUCUAGCUAUUUUGCAGUAAAUUUAGGUAAUGAAGGAGGUAAUUGAAGACUUUAAGGAAAAAGAAAAGGAGAAAACUGAUUUAAUUGAGAAACUUCAACAAAAGGAUUUGAAAAUCAAGAAAUUGAAUGAUCUAAUAACUGAAAUGAGAAAUGGAAUGAAGAGUACAAAAGAUAUAAAGUACCAUGACGAAAAACUUCAGAAACUAGAAAAAGAAAAUAGAUACCUUAAUGAAACUUAGAAUCUGAAAAUAAAUGAAGUUGAGACUAAAUUUUAGAACCUAUUUGUUGAUUAUAAAUACUCUUUAGAUGAAAAUAAGGAAUUGAAAAAGAAAGCUGAAAGUCUUGAAGGAUUACUCAGAUAAACGGAAAAGGCAAAAGAAAAUUUUAAGGAUCAAACUAUUGAUCUAAAAUAAGAAAUAAGGCAUCUAAAGAAUUAAUUGAAGGAGAAUUGCGAAAACAUUGAAUAUAUGAAAUAAAAAGCAAUGGACUAGUAGAAAAGUAUGGUACUAGGAGACAUUAAAAAUCUUAUCAAAGACUAUAAGAAUGAGAAGAAACUUAAUUCUUCUUAGAAAUGA
Stylonychia lemnae is the source of this 3606-nucleotide messenger RNA. The record is from the annotation of a GenBank genome assembly. NCBI's taxonomy places the organism in Eukaryota, Ciliophora, Spirotrichea, Sporadotrichida, Oxytrichidae.